AUGCGAUUAUUAGUCACCUUAUUUUUGGCUAUCUUUAUAUUGUGUUUGAAAGGUAAAACUGCAGGCACAGCGAAUGUAUUUCGUAACAAGAAAGAUAAUGAUAUUAAAUUAGCAUCAUCCACAUCGAAUUGUUCUGUAUCACAAUGUAAUGUGUUCCCGAAUGAUGAAAAUAUCUAUAUUUCAUCAUCAACACUUUAUUUUGAUUAUCGAACAUUGAAUAAUAGUAGUUACUGUGCACCUAAUAUUCCGUGUUCGAUUUUGGAACCAUGUAAUAAUAUUACAUAUGAAUGUGCAUCAAGUACUUCUGUUUGUAUCAUCAAUUCAUGUUGUUCACCGCAAGCAGUUUGUUUAUUAUUGUCUUUAACGAAUUUAUACAAAUCAGGAUGGUCAAAUGGUAGUAUUAUAGAUAUUGCACGAGAUUCUCACACAGCAUCUAUAUUAACGAAUGGAAAUAUUUUAAUUACUGGUGGAUACAAUAAUUCUGUUUUAAGUAGUGCUCAGGUAUAUAAUUUAGCAAAGGAAACUUGGACAAAUACUGGUAAUAUGAAUAGUGUACGAUAUCAUCAUACAGAAUCUAUAUUAAAAAAUGGUAAAGUAUUAGUUACUGGUGGAAAUAAUGGUACAAAUCAACUUAACAGUGCUGAAUUGUAUGAUUCAUCAACACAAACUUGGAUGUUAAUCAAUAGUAUGAAGGCAGCACGAGAAUUUCAUACAGCUACUACAUUAACCAAUGGAAAAGUGUUAGUUACUGGUGGUUAUAAUAAUGCUGAAUUAUACGAUCCAUCAACAGGAAAUUGGACAAUGACUGGUAAUAUAAAUCAUGAACGAUAUUCUCAUCGAGCAUCAGUAUUAUUAGAUGGAAAUGUAUUAAUUAGUGGUGGCAAUGAUGGUGAAAAUAUAUUGAAAAGUGCUGAAUUGUAUGAUACAUCAAAAGGAACUUGGACAUUAAUUAAUGAUAUGAAUACAGCACGAGAAUAUCAUACAAUAACUAUAUUAGCUGAUGGAAAAGUAUUAGUAAUUGGUGGACAUAAUGGUAUCGUUUAUUUAAAUAGUGCUGAAUUGUAUGACCCAUCGUCAAAAACUUGGACAAUUACUUACAAUAUGAAUACUCCACGAAUUCGUCAUACAGCAUCCUUAUUACCAAAUGGUAAAGUGUUAGUUACCGGUGGAAAUAAUGAUAAUAUUUAUUUAAACACAACCGAAAUAUAUCAAACAUCAUAA
This is a messenger RNA of Adineta steineri, 1221 nucleotides long. Lineage: Eukaryota; Metazoa; Rotifera; Eurotatoria; Adinetida; Adinetidae. The record is from the annotation of a GenBank genome assembly.